UAUUGAUAUUUCAGGCUGAAUUAAAGGUUGUUCCCUGCUUAAUGAAUGAAACUGAAGAUACCUCGGAUACAUUCAUGUGCACACUUAAAGGAGACGGGGACACAUGUGAAGGCGAUUCUGGGGGACCCGUGUUUUUUCAGCAGGAGGGGCAGUUCAUACAGGUCGGAGUGAUUAGCAGUCGAAAUAGCAAUAUUUGUGGAGAAGGAACAGGGUUUAGCACUGAUCUUAAACUGCUAGGAGAUUGGGUGAGAGAAAACAUGGAGGGCAAGUUUGACACCUGGAUUUCAGUAGGAGCAGAUGAUACACAAGUUGAUCAACAGAAUGUGGAAGGGCGGAAAAAAUGUAAAAGAACUGAAGGAGGAACUUCUCCUGUGAAUGAAAAAAAACAGAACAAGGGAGAAGUUACUAAUAGUGAACUGGCCAAUGAUGAUAUUAUUGUUAGUAAUCAAGGCCAAGUUACUAGUAGUGGUUGGAAAUACAAUGAGUAUUCAACCACAAGUAAGGUUUUGGACUCUACUCCUACAGUUCCAAGUAGUGGGUGGGAACACAUUGAGUCAUUAGAUUCUACUACUUCGGAUUUAAUUAACAUUGAGAAAGGGGAGACUGAAAAGGAGAGGGAGGAGAAGAAGAAGAAUGAGGAGAAGGGGAAGAAGGAGAAAAGGACGAAAGAGGAGGACAAGAAGAAGGAAGAAAGGAGGAGAUGA
Molecule: messenger RNA, 704 nt
Organism: Eurytemora carolleeae
Lineage: Eukaryota; Metazoa; Arthropoda; Copepoda; Calanoida; Temoridae
Exons: 8
Coding region: 42-704 (220 amino acids)
Biological process (GO): proteolysis
Molecular function (GO): serine-type endopeptidase activity
Source: RefSeq, a predicted model, not a curated record